Rubroshorea leprosula is the source of this 1790-nucleotide messenger RNA. NCBI's taxonomy places the organism in Eukaryota, Viridiplantae, Streptophyta, Magnoliopsida, Malvales, Dipterocarpaceae. The record is from the annotation of a GenBank genome assembly.
GAAACUGAACUCAAGCUCAGCUCUUGAUUCAUAUCUGGUAGCUCCGAUUAUUGCUAACUUAGGCAUCAGAGUGUUUACCCCGAGGACGCACCUCGGGGCUUUCCAAACUCAAUCAGUUCGUAUGCCGAGCUGCGACAUCUUUUGCAAUGAAGUUCUCAAGUUGACAGUUGAUCAGAAAGACGACCUUCGAGCUCAUGCGGGUGGCCCAAAGGAAAGGCCAACACCGAGUAAAGAGGUCAGACCUUUGACAUGGAGAGAUGAAGUGCAGAACAAGAAGAGAUUCAAAAUGGCACAGAACCGAGUCACGGCACACAAUGACCCGCUUGUCACCUUGGUCAUUGUCAAUAAUUGUGAAGUUCAACGUAUCCUUGUCGACACAGGAAGUGCUCUAGAUAUCAUGUACUAUCACUACAUUAAGAGUCUUGGCCUCGACCACGCCUUUCUACAAAAAUAUGAUGGCUCUAUCUAUGGUUUCAAUAAUCAGUCAAUCCCUGUGGAAGGAGUCCUGAAGCUCAAUGUAGCGUUCAACUCAGGUCGGACAUAUGUCACUCCCUCAGUUUGGUUUUUAGUAGUGAAGAUGCCAUCAUCUUUUAACAGCAUCAUCGAAAGACCAACUUUAAUCGAGAUUCGAGCUGUUGUUUCACAGUCCCACCUCUACAUGAAAUUUCCCACCCCCAUGGGAGAUAAGCAAGUAACCCCUCCAACUCCAACUCCAACUCAGCCUGAAGUCCCAACUGUACAACAGGUAAUGGGUGUAGACUUGCCAGAUAAUAGACCUGAUGAUGAGGCUAGAGCCACCCCAAUAGAAGAAGUAGAAGAGGUAGGGCUUGACCAUAAUGACCCCACUAAGAAAACACAAAUUGGGACCAAACUGGACUUGAAAGAGAGGGAAGAGCUCAUCAACUUUCUGAAGUCAAACCGAGAUCUCAAAAAAGGUACCUAUUACAAGGGAGAAAGGUUGCAAGGAAUCAAGGAAGAGGUGCAGAAGCUUUUGCAGGCAAGGUUUGUAAGAAGAGUAAACCAUUGCGAAUGGGUCACUAACCCUGUUUUAGUCAAGAAGUCAAACGACAAAUGGCGAAUGUGCAUUGAUUACACAAACCUAAAUGAAGCUUGCCUGAAAGACUGCCAUCCCUUACCAAGUAUAGACAAGCUGGUAGAGGCCGCAUUUGGGAAUAAAGGGCUUAGCCUUUUAAAUGCUUACUUGGGAUAUCACCAGGUCCACAUGGCACCCAAGGACGAGGGAGAGACAUUUGAUAACUUCAGAAAACACAAUAUGAAGUUAAACCCGGCCAAGUGCGUCUUUGGGGUUGAAUUUGGUAAAUUCCUAGGAUUAUUGGUCUCUAUGAGGGGAAUAAAGGUAAAUCCUGAGAAGAUAAAGGCAAUAGAAGAGAUGAAACCACCAAAGUUAAUCAAAGAUGUACAACGCUUAAUUGGGCGGGUGGCAGCUCUGCAUAGAUUCAUUUCAAAGGCGGUUGAUAAAUGCUUGCCUUUCUUUAAAGUCUUGAGGUAUGCAGCACAGAAAGAUGAAACAAGGAAGCCCAAGAAGUUUAAAUGGACCUUGAAAUGUCAAACUUCCUUUGACGAGCUUAAAGCAUACCUUAGCUCGCCACCUUUGCUAACCAAGGCUAAAGAAGGGGAGAUUCUUUAUCUCUACCUCGGGUUAUCAGAUACAACGGUGAGCUCAAUUUUGAUCAGAGAAAUGGGGUAGCUACAGAGGCUAGUUUAUUAUGCUAGCAAAGUGUUAUAGGGGGCUGAGUUGAGGUACUCCAUAGUAAAAAAAGCAGCUUUUG